AUGUCGCCCUUGAAACUGUUGGUGGCGAUUGCGGCCUGUGGCGCCGUCGCCGCGGCCUCCGACUGCAAGUGCGGGCCCUUUUCGUACGCCGAUCCAUCAGGCAUCAUCAACCCCACGGGUUACUUGGUGGGUGUCGAUUAUCCCGGCAACGAUAUGGCCCCCUGCGGAUCAAACGGAUGCAAGAUGGACAGCACGUCUGAUCAUUUGGAUUGCGAGUCACUUUGCAAUUCGACUAAGAAUUGCAAUGCCUAUGUGUUUGACAACUGCUCCGACGGCCCCAUUUGCUGGCUCAAGAGCUAUGCAGAUCCUCGCAACGGCAACCCCAACAAGUGCCGCAACUCGCGCAUCCUGCAAGCCAUUCCCACUGGUCCUUAUUGUGCCAUGACCUCAAAGUGGGCCGCUGAUGUUGACCCCGAAAACACCCUCCCUGCCUAUCCUCGCCCUCAAAUGGUGCGCGAUGUGGAGUGGGCCAACCUCAACGGCAUGUGGCAGUUUGAGGGUGCCAACAGCAUCAGUUCGGUACAAAACCCGCCGUUCGGACAAACUCUAAACAGCAGCAUUCUUGUGCCGUUCCCGACCGAGUCCUGCCUGAGCGGCCAAUGGAAAAACUACCAAAACAUGUGGUACCGUCUUCUCUUCGAGGCACCAGCUAUGCCUGACGGCGGCCGCCUGCUGCUUCAUUUUGGCUCUGUGGACUGGAUGACCGUGGCCUUUGUCAAUGGCAAGCAGGUCGGCAACCACACUGGUGGUUAUGACCCCUUUACCUUUGACAUCACUGAGAGUGUCGGCAGCGGCAAAAGUGAGCUGCUCAUCUUUGUCAACGACCCCAGCGAUUACGGCCGUCAAUGUUUUGGCAAGCAACGCAUUAGCGCCAUCACAUCGCCGGGUGGCGAUACCUACACACCCAACAGUGGCAUUUGGCAGACCGUCUGGCUUGAACCUGUCCCGGCCAAUCACAUUGAUUCGUAUAAGCUCACACCUUCCCUGACCGCCAUCAACAUCUCGGUGGCAACGACGAGCUCGACCAACGUGUCCAUCGUCGUCUUCAACGAGUCUGGCGUCGUCACCAACGGUUCCUUCCCCUCGGGCCAGUGGACCAACCUGGAGAUUCCCAGCCCGCGCUUGUGGUCGACCGAGGACCCGCACCUUUACAACUUUACCUUGACCAUCCCUGGCGGUGAUAGCGUGCAGGGCUAUUUUGGUCUGCGUACCUUUACCCUUUGCUCGGAUGCAAGCGGCACCACUCGUCCUUGCCUCAACAACAAGCCCAUCUUCAUGGCUGGCUGGCUUGAUCAGUCUUACUGGCCCGAUGGCAUCUACACAGCACCAACUGACGAGGCAUUGAAGUUUGAUGUGGCUGCCGUGCAUACGUAUGGCCUCAACAUGAUCCGUCUGCACCAGAAAACCAACCCGCAGCGGUGGUACCAUUUUGCUGACCAGAUGGGCAUCAUUGAUAUGGUGCAACACUACGGUGAUGUCCAUGGUACCACCCCGGACCCGAACCUGUACAUGCAGGACCUCAAGGCCAUGAUCGAUACUGUCUGGAACCACCCAUCGGUGGUGCAGUACGAGGCUUUCAACGAAGGCGACAUGGUCAGCCACUUUGACGCGCCUUCGGUUGUCAACUGGAUCAAGGCCUAUGAUCCGUCACGUUUGGUGGACACCAACUCGGGUGGUCCAGCCAACAACUUGCGCGUGGGCGACGUGAACGACGUGCACAACUACCCCUAUCCUCAGCAUCCUGAUGCCGACCACGGCCAGUAUGCCAUGAUCGGGGAGUUUGGCGGCGUGGGUGCCUUUGUGGAUGGCAAAGAAUGGUGGCCCAACAAGUGCGGCACCUAUUUGCACGUGGAUACGCCAUCCGAAGAAGCUCAAACUUACAUCAACAUGACCCUCACCAUGCUGCAAAACCAGCCCCUGUCGGCAUCUGUUUACACUCAAAUCGUUGAUGUGGAGCUCGAGUGUGAUGGCUUUUUGAACUACGACCGCAGUAGCAAGUUUUCCGAUGAGGAUGUGCAGGCCGUUGCCAAAGCUAACGCAGCCCUCAUCAAGAAGCUCUGA
This is a messenger RNA of Monosiga brevicollis MX1, 2061 nucleotides long. RefSeq lists its product as uncharacterized. Lineage: Eukaryota; Choanoflagellata; Craspedida; Salpingoecidae. Gene Ontology annotation, biological process: carbohydrate metabolic process. The record is from RefSeq and is a predicted model, not a curated record. Bases 1 to 2061 code for a protein of 686 amino acids. The transcript is spliced from 12 exons. Gene Ontology annotation, molecular function: hydrolase activity, hydrolyzing O-glycosyl compounds.